UGCAGCGUAGCCACACCCACGUAGUUUUCCAAAGGUCAGGGUGCAUUCAGAGUUUGCAGUUUUGCGGACAAACUAUGGUGGCUCUGGUCCCUGCCGAGAGCUCGGCGUGGGCUUCCCUCCCUCUCUCGCCUGGCUAGCCAAAGCAAGCGAGGUCUCUCCGUGUCCUCCUCAUGUGACGUCCGGUUCUAUGAGACUGCAGAGAGCACAGUUGAGGAUGUGGCAAAUGGCUCAAAACCUUUAGUCGGAGGAUUGUGUGGCAUUCCAGAGAACCUGCUCUCAGGAGGAAGGGAAUGAGGGAUCUGGUCAUUGCCAGCAACAAUGAGGUGUGGAUGGGUUUGGGCUGGGUCUGUGACUGGAGGGACGACAGGUAAAGAGAAUGAUCUCCUCUUACGUCAGGGAGAAUGGCGAGUUUGAGAGACAGUACUUGUCCGGGGAGCUGGAGGUGGAGCUAACUCCUCAGGUCACAUCUCAUUACGAACUUCAUCCAUCAUGCAAGCAUCCCUAAUGUGUUUCUACUCCUGGGAACUUUGGCGGAGCGGAUAAGAGCAGGUGGAGCUGGGGUGCCUGCCUUAUUCACCCCCACAGCCUAUGGGACUCUGGUCCACCGAGGAGGAGCUCCCAUCAAAUACGACAGCUCAGGCAGUGUACAGAUUGCCAGUCAACCCAGAGAGCAUAGAGAGUUUGGUGGUCGUCAGUACAUCAUGGAGGAAGCCAUCACUGGAGACUUUGCCCUCAUCAAAGCCUGGAAAGCUGACAACAGUGGAAACCUAUUCUUCAUAAAAUCAGCUCGAAACUUUAAUGUACCCAUGGGGAAGGCUGCCCGGUGUACCAUUGCUGAGGUGGAGGACAUCCGCCUUCCUCACGUCUACAUAAUAUAGAGAUUGACACUAAGAAGAAGAGGGGAGGGGGGGAGGGGUCAGGGGGACAGGGGGCCAGCGAGGGUGCAAGAAUGAGGGAGGGAAUCAUUCGCAGAGCGGCUCUCAAGUUUAGAGACGGAAUGUAUGGUAUGCCCAUCUUUUCCAGCUCAGCAGCUAGGCUAGCAACUACAUCCCAGACGGGAUGAAAGUCAUGCUACAAAGUGAAAACGGAGUUCUAGGGCUUGGCCCAUUUCUAUUUGAGGGGGAGGAAGAUGCAGACCUUAUCAAUGCUCGUAAAGAGACAGUGAGUGUUCUUGAUGGACGAUCUUUCUUCUCCAGUGAUGAGUCAUUUGCCAUGAUACGAGGCCUGUUUUUAGACAUGACAAUGCUCGGUGCCAUGCAGGUCAGUAUAGUGUCUCAGUAUGGAAACUGGAUGAUUCCAGGGAAGAUGGUGAGGGGAAUGGGAGGAGCCAUGGACCUUGUCUCUUCUCCCACCACCAGAGUGGUGGCCACAAUGGAGCACACGGCCAAGGUACGGGUGCCCUACUAUUGGAGGAGCUCAAAAGAUUUGCCUCUGACCGGCAAGAAUGUGGUGGAUCUUAUAGUUACUGAGAUGGCGGUGUUUGAGGUGUGUAAGGAGAAUGGUCUGAGGCUGGUGGAGAUUGGGGAGGGAGUGAGUCUGGACGAUGUCAGAGCUGCCACUGGAGGCUCGUUUCAGGUUUCUGCUGACUUGAAGACAAUGGGACAAGUAUAAUGUUUUGUUAAUAAAAUUUGACAUGUUUUAAAGUACACAUUGUGUGACUCCAUGCCAUCUAGUUUGCUAACAGCACAAGCUGCGGAAAAUGUGUCAUAGAAUAAACCAGCAGGGACUAAAGGAGACUAUAUCCCUGCUUAGCUGUCUGGAACCCUUGGUGCAAAUAUAUACUGCAUCCUCAUGCACUUUGUGACGUGUGUUUGGUUUCUCUGACAUGUUUUUGCUUAUUCUGAGUUGGCAUUUCUGCUAUGUAAGCCACUGCAUUUCAGAGACCAACA
Molecule: messenger RNA, 1889 nt
Organism: Geodia barretti
Lineage: Eukaryota; Metazoa; Porifera; Demospongiae; Tetractinellida; Geodiidae
Source: the annotation of a GenBank genome assembly